This is a messenger RNA of Talaromyces atroroseus, 813 nucleotides long. RefSeq lists its product as hypothetical. Lineage: Eukaryota; Fungi; Ascomycota; Eurotiomycetes; Eurotiales; Trichocomaceae. Bases 1 to 813 code for a protein of 270 amino acids. The record is from RefSeq and is a predicted model, not a curated record. The transcript has 4 exons. Gene Ontology annotation, molecular function: kinase activity.
AUGAGUCGCCGCCGCGGAGGAAAUUGCCCUAAUUCCCUUGAGGUUAUGCAGCAGCUUGUAGAUCUUACUCAAUCUAAGCUGUCACUGGAUCUCAUAUGCGUACUUCCAGAGCGCGAAUCGAUGAGCACGAGAUUCAUCACACAAACUCUCGGAUCCGAUGUGAACUGUUCUUGUUGUAUCUACCGUCAACACCUAGUUGAUCCGGCUUCUUGUUACGUAUUCAAGAGCCGCGAAACGGGAAGCAGGACCAUUGUCAACUACAACGAACUGCCGGAGAUGACCUUCGACGAGUUCAAGUCUUCAGUGGAAAAGCUUGGGUCAAUAGAAGAUACCUGCUUUCAUUUUGAGAUAAAGCCGUCGGCAUUAAUCAGUGUUGAACUUGAGAACCCGCAUCGUCUUGGACUGGAAAAUCUUGCUGCUGAGGCAGACUUUGUCUUUUAUGCCAAAAGCUGGGCCCAAGCAUUUGGCUAUUCAUCCAUGGAGAAAUGUCUAGAAGCACAGAUUACUGUUUUACCAAAAGCGAAAUACUUAUGCUGUACAUGGGGCGACAAAGGCGCUGCAUUGCUGACACGGCCUGAGAACGCCUGUAUAUCGAUGCCUGCACUGGCGAUUCCAAACGCAGAGGUUGUGGAUCCAAUAGGCGCCGGUGACACAUUUGUCGCUGGUAUGUUAUUCGGUAUUUUAUGCUACCGUGAUGAUUGGGACCAGACACGCAAACUACAGUUUGCCACCGAGCUUGCGAGUCUCAAAGUUCGCCAGGAAGGAUUUCAAGGAUUGGGGAGUGUCGUAGGCCAUCGCAUAGAACGGCGCUAG